Pseudomyrmex gracilis is the source of this 3854-nucleotide messenger RNA. RefSeq names its product DNA-directed RNA polymerase I subunit RPA2 (gene RpI135). The record is from RefSeq and is a predicted model, not a curated record. Gene Ontology annotation, cellular component: RNA polymerase I complex; nucleus. Gene Ontology annotation, biological process: DNA-templated transcription. The transcript is spliced from 14 exons. Bases 156 to 3554 code for a protein of 1132 amino acids. Gene Ontology annotation, molecular function: ribonucleoside binding; DNA binding; DNA-directed RNA polymerase activity. Lineage: Eukaryota; Metazoa; Arthropoda; Insecta; Hymenoptera; Formicidae.
GCUACGAAAACAAAUCGCACCGAGUGACACGUGAUCAACAAGUGUUUAUUUUUUGAGGUUAUCGAGUGUGUGUAAAUAACAUUUGAAAAGACUAGAAUAAAUCUGCACUUUUAAUAUUAAAACAAAAACAAAAAAAAAAUUGUGGGGUACCAUAAAUGGGAACCAUAAUUAAUGAAAGUAUGCUGGAGCCUGCUCUCGAGCCCAAGUUGACGAACACGUCGCCGGAUUACGGCAAACCACCCGACAAGCAAAACGAGCUCCUGCAAACCCUAGGUGCGCCCCAUACCGAGUCUUUCAAUUACAUGCUCGAGGAUGGUCUUUUUCAAGCAAUAAAAGACAGUACACCAGUUUAUCUGACUCUUCCCAACAAUGACAACAUAGUUCUCUGGUUGGAGGAUGUGCAGAUCUACAAACCUACUGUGCCGUCUGGCACAAUUGGUGUGAAAAAUUUUAAAAUAUUUCCAAUAGAAUGUAGGCAAAGGGGUGCUACUUACAAGGGCAAGAUAGUAGUAAAGCUCGGAUGGUCUGUUAACGGCAAAGAGCAGGAAGUUCUUGAAAAGGAUUUGGGAGAAGUUCCAAUUAUGAUUAAGUCCAACCGAUGUCAUUUGAACAAAAUGAGUCCCGCAGAAUUGAUUGCUCACGGUGAACAUGAGCAAGAAUGGGGUGGAUACUUUGUAGUCAAAGGACUUGAGCGACUUGUACGUAUGCUGAUCAUGACGCGACAAAACUAUCCCAUUGCUAUCAAGAGAUCGACAUGGAAAACUCGCGGUGUGCAAUUCAGCGAUUUGGGAAUUUUUUUGAGGAGCGUUAGACAAGACAAUACUACUGUCAACAACACAUUGCACUAUGUCACGGACGGUUCCGCAAAAUUCGCGUUUAUGCAUAAAAAGGCCACGUACUAUGUGCCGCUGAUGUUGAUGCUAAAAUCUUUGGUGGACACGACCGACGUGUACAUUUACAGAGCGCUGAUUGCCGGAUGCGAAGACGAUUUGUAUUAUAAGAACUGCAUUAUAAAUAUGUUGCGCACUAUGCACGAAGAAAAUUUACAUUGGCACGAGCAAUGCAAAGCGUAUAUGGGAAAAAUUUUUAGAGUAAAAUUCUCCGUCGAAUUACCAUCGAAUGCGACCAAUAUAGACAUUUGCGAUUACAUCAUCAAACAUCAAGUCGCUAUUCAUCUCGACGAUCCUGCCGACAAGUUUCAACUACUUGUGUUCAUGACUAAAAAACUGUACGUUUUUGCUAACAAUAAAUGCGCCGUCGAGGGCGCGGACUCCGUGAUGAUGCAAGAGUGUUUGCUUGGUGGACACUUGUAUCUGCAAGUUCUCAAAGAGAAACUUUGUUUCUGGUUGACGAUACUUAAAACUCAAAUCCUCAAGCGCGCCAAAAGUGCCGGCAAUAGAUACACUUUAACUUUACAGGAGAUGUGGAACGUCACCAAAAUAAAGUGCAACAUUGACGGGCAAAUGGAAUACUUCCUGUCUACGGGAAACAUAAGGUCGCAAACAAAUUUGGGUCUCAUGCAGACUACCGGUCUUACGAUCGUUCCUGAAAAUAUCAACAGAAUGCGAUACAUGAGUCACUUUCGCGCGAUACACAGAGGCGCGUUCUUCCAAGAAAUGAGGACUACUGAAGCUAGACAACUGCUGCCUGACGCAUGGGGAUUUAUUUGUCCUAUACACACGCCGGACGGUGCUCCGUGCGGAUUGCUCAAUCACUUGACAAUGAAUUGCAUCGUCACGAAACAUCCAAAUCCAAAAUUGAAAGAUGCAAUACUCCCGAUACUGGUGGAUCACGGAAUGAUUCCUUUAUUUAUCGCGCACAAGUGGAAGGAAUCGUACACCGUCAUAUUGGAUGGGAAAGUGAUUGGUUUGAUUGAAGACAAAAUUGUCAGCAAAGUGGUCCAUAAACUCAGAUUGCUUAAAAUAGAGGGCAAAGAGAUACCGUCAACGUUGGAAAUCGCACUGGUGCCGAAGAAACAAGUCCCGAGUCAGUAUCCGGGAUUGUUCUUGUUUACCAACGCGGCCAGAAUGAUGAGACCGGUGAUAAAUUUAGCCGCGCAGAAGAUUGAACUUAUCGGAACGUUUGAGCAAAUUUAUCUGGACAUCUGCGUGAUUCCUGAAGAAUUUUACAAUGGAUUGACAACUCAUCAGGAGAUAAGUCAGACAACUAUCUUCAGCAAUUUAUCCAAACUCAUUCCAAUGCCGGAUUGUAAUCAGAGUCCCCGGAAUAUGUAUCAGUGUCAGAUGGGUAAGCAAACAAUGGGCACACCAUGUCACAACUGGCAUUUGCAGUCGCAAACGAAAUUGUACAGGCUGCAAACGCCUGCCACGCCGCUCUUCAGACCGGUACAUUACGACAACAUUAAUAUGGACGAUUUCCCGAUGGGUACCAACGCGAUAAUUGCUGUUAUUUCGUACACCGGAUACGAUAUGGAAGACGCGAUGGUCAUCAACAAAUCGUCGUUCGAACGCGGUUUCGGUCACGGAACGAUCUACAAGUCGGAAUUUGUCGAGCUAAAUGACAAGAAGAGUUACUUCGCCCGCAAUACAGAUAAGCCUGAACACGCAGAAACGUUGGAUAUCGAUGGUUUGCCUAUUCCGGGUUGUCUCAUCAAAGAAGGUGACGCGUACUACAGUUAUUACGACGCCGACAAUGCUCAUUAUGUUGUCGGAACGUAUAAAAGUACAGAAAGCGCUUACGUCGAUAAUGUGAAGCUGUGCGGCACGUUCAACACUCAAGAUGUCCGAAAAGCGUGCAUCACGUUCCGUAUUCCCAGAAAUCCUACCGUGGGAGACAAAUUCGCGUCAAGAGCAGGACAGAAGGGAAUCCUCUCGCGGUUAUACCCCGCCGAAGAUUUGCCAUUCACAGAGACUGGAAUGAUUCCCGACAUUAUAUUCAAUCCACACGGUUUCCCAAGUCGUAUGACUAUAGCUAUGAUGAUCGAGGUGAUGGCAGGAAAAUCCGCGGCUAUACACGGGCUGGUUCACGACGCCACGCCUUUUAGAUUUAACGAGGAGAACACGGCCGUGGACUAUUUCGGGAAAUUGUUAGAACUCGGCGGUUACAAUUAUUUCGGCACCGAGAGGAUGUAUUCGGGCAUAUACGGAUGCGAAAUGACCGCCAGUAUCUUUUUCGGUAUCGUGCAUUAUCAGAGAUUACGACACAUGGUAUCUGAUAAGUGGCAGGUGAGAAGUACCGGACCAAUUGACGUACUAACGAGACAACCGAUCAAAGGUCGACGACGCGGCGGUGGUGUUCGAUUCGGAGAAAUGGAACGAGACGCUCUGAUCUCUCACGGCUGCUCGUAUCUUCUUCAAGACCGUUUGUUUCAUUGUUCUGACAAAUUUACCACUCUAGUAUGCCGAAAAUGCGGCUCACUGCUCGGCCCGGAAUUGAACAUAAAACGCAAAACCGACAUCGACGAUACCAAGUGCCGUCUGUGCGGCGAAGAGGAUGCAGUGAGCGAGAUCGAAGUGCCGUACAUCUUCAGAUACCUUUUGAUACAACUGGCGUCUUGUAAUAUCAACGUUAAAUUGCAAUUAAAGCAAAUUUAAAAAAUCAGGAAUCUAGUGUGCUCGUAAAUGAUAUAGCUUUAAUAUUUGUAUGUAUUGUGUGUGUAUAUAUAUACAGAACGUUUUUCCACAGAAUAACAUUUUUAAUAAUUUCUUCAACAUUCCAGAACAAACUCUCAUCACUAACAGACCUCAAAACACCCAACGAAAGUUGUUACAUUGUUGAUCGGUUUCACAUACUCGGUGGAUGUGAAAUGUUUAUAUCUAUGCCCAGAUCGUUUUAUAUAUGUACAAUUCCGUCAACAAAUUAUUACAAAAUUAGAUUGCACGAAAGAAAAAACA